Messenger RNA from Rhizophagus irregularis DAOM 181602=DAOM 197198, 1399 nucleotides. RefSeq lists its product as uncharacterized. Gene Ontology annotation, biological process: proteolysis. NCBI's taxonomy places the organism in Eukaryota, Fungi, Glomeromycota, Glomeromycetes, Glomerales, Glomeraceae. Gene Ontology annotation, molecular function: serine-type endopeptidase activity. The record is from RefSeq and is a predicted model, not a curated record.
AUUUUUUAUCAUUAUUUUGAAUUAUUUAUUAAUCAAACAAAAUGAUUAUUCCACGCUUCAUUAAAAUCUUCUCUAUUGCUGUGAUAAUUAGUUUCUUGGUUUCUUCAGUUGAAUCAACAAAAAAAAAUUUAAAAUGUCCUGGACCUUUAGAUAAAAUUGAUGAUCACUUCAAUGAAAAAGGUGAAAAAUAUAUUAUCACAUUUAAUAAAUCUGAUAAUGAAGCAAUUGAAAAUCAUUUUGAUACCAUGCAAAAUUGUUGGAAAAGACCCAUAAAACAUAUAAUUCCAAAUAAGUUAUUAAAUGAUAAAAAUACUCUCAUGGAUUUUUCCGUUAAAGGUUAUCUUCACGGAUAUUGUGGUUAUUUUACAAAAUCAUUUAUUGAUAAACAUCUUUCUAAUAUACCCGGUAUUAAUAUUGAAAAGGAUGGUCUUUUUAAAAUUAAUCGUGUAUUACCUCUUGAUUUUACUAAACGUACUAUAGCAAAGAAUCCAACAAAGAAUAUUGAUCGUAUCGAUCAAUCUAGACGUCCAUUAGAUGGAAAAUUCAUUUAUCCUGUUAGUGCCGGUGAAGGUACAAAUAUUUACAUAAUUGAUACUGGUGUAAGAAUUACUCAUAAAGAAUUUGGAAAUCGUGCAAGAUUUGGUGCUUCUUUUUGUAAAGAUUGUAAUGAUCAAGAUGAAGAUGGUCAUGGAACUCAGGUUGCUAGUAUUGUUGCUGGAACUACUUUUGGUGUAGCAAGAAAAGCAAAUAUUAUAGCUGUUAGAGUUUUUGACGUUACUGGUGAUGCUUCAAAAUCUGAUAUUAUUAAUGCUAUGUCCUUUGUACUUAAUGAACAUAAUAAGAAUCAAAAUAAGAAUACAAUAAUUAAUAUGUCACUUAAUGGUGAUUUUUCAAAAUCUAUGAAUAAUAUUAUAGAAAAUCUUACCAAUGCUGGUAUUCAUGUAGUAGUUGCUGCUGGUAAUGAUGAUACAGAUGCUUGUAAAUCUUCUCCUUCUUCUGCUCCUACUGCUAUCACUGUUGGUGCUACAGAAGAAGAUAGUGAUCAAGUUGUUGAUUUUUCAAAUUUUGGAAGAUGUCUUGAUAUAUUCGCUCCUGGUGUUAAUAUUAAAGGUGCUGGUAAUCAAUCUGAUGAUGAUGUUUUAGAAUUAUCCGGUACUUCUCAAGCUUCUCCUCAUGUUGCUGGUACAAUAGCUCUUAUAAUUUCAGAAUUUGGUAAUAGAUCUCCUAAUGAAAUGUCUAAUAUACUUAAUAGAUUAUCAUCAAAGAAUACUAUUAAAGGUCUUAAAAAUGGUUCCCCUGACUCUUUCUUACGUACUCCAUAAAAUUAAAUAUAUAAAAAAAUUAUUCAAAAGCUCUUUAUAUAUUUAAAAUUUUUUUAGAAUUUAUUUUAUAAUGAGAA